AUGUCAAACUAUACCUCUACGCCCUCGUUGGGGGGUUCCUCGAGCUAUCCGAAUCAAUGGCCUCCCGCAAACCCUCCUCAGCAAACCCCCAUGCCUUCGAUACUACCAUCUAAUUUCCCUUUUCCUCCCGAUUCAUCUGGCACUCAAAACGCGCCCAACAAUAUGAACAAUUUCGAUGCGAACUCGCGUCUUCCGGGUCUCGGGAUUGGCGCUCCUGGGCCAUUACCUCCGCCGCCCUUUCCUUUUUCGGGUCCAUUGACACCUUCCCAGUUUCCUCCAGCCCCUUUCCCUCUACAAAUGCCUCUGCUGGGCUACCCACCGAUGCCUCUCCCAAUGCAAACACAAACGAAUCCGCUAGUGACAAAUGAAAACAUCUCAGGUCACACCAUGAACGCGAUGAACCGUCCACAGGAUUACUCGACAAACCCAAGACUUAAUAAUGAACAGGAGGAAGGAGAAGUCACUGACGGCGAAAAUGUGGGGCUUGCGUGCCCGGGGAUUGAGGGGAAGGGCCAGUCUGGACGUGUUGCGAGCGCGUACUCUCCUCCUGUUCGGAUGGAGGCCGACACACCGACUAACAACCCAACAACGAACUGCCACACAGAAGGCCUUCGAGGAUAUGAAAGAGUUUUGCCCAGGGACUCGGAGGAGGGUCAAGUUUCUAUUUCGUGUGCUUCGUCCAGAGCCAGUGGAUCCCCCUAUAAUCCUCCCAUGUCGGUUACCGCUGCCUCUCCCGUACCUGAGAAGAGAUCUGUACAUAGCGUCGACGAGCGGCCAGUAUCCCCGGGCCAAAAGAACGAAAAAGAACAGCCUCGUUCCCAGUCUAAUCCCGGAAAGUCGCCAGAUCAACUUCGAAUUCAGGCCCAAGGCGCCCUUCUUAGUCUUGCACCUCACAACAUUCGUUUCGAGGAGUUAGUGGGUGAAGGGAUCAACCCAGAAUUGCUUCGACAAUUAUAUGAAGAGGUUGGCAUCAAAGUUUCCACGCUGCCUGUUACAACAGUGGCUGAACCCCCGUCAUUCACCAACGGAGUGGGCCCUGCGCAAAGACAAGGGACAGAUUCAACAAUGAAAAGUCCAAACGAUUUACAAAAAAGUCCUGUAGGACGUCCCGCCUCUGCUUCCCAGUCAGACACGACCAAACCAAUGGAGCGUAAAGAGGUCAUCGCUCGUAUGCUUGCGGCGAAGGCUACCAAAGCUUCUGGUCCAUCUCCAUCGCCUCAGACCAAUGUUGCCAAGGAAAGUUCAACAAUCCCCAACACAGUGGCACCUUCGAGGGAAAUAUCUGCCAAGGAAAAAGAAAUCCCUGUCAGGGAAAAGAACAAAGCUCAAACUGAGCUGGCAAGGCAGCGAAUUGAGCAACUUAAGAAGCAGGGCUUGAUGAGAAAUCAGAAAGCACAGCAGGAGCCUGCUUCCCAAGACCAGCAGUCGCGAACUGCCGCACCAUCUCCAAGCGUCACGGUAGGGCAGCAUCCAUUGCCUGAACGGCCUCCUGAACGCGAAGGCCCUUCUGCUUGUCUUCCCGGUCUAUUCAUGAUAGGGUCGGACCAGACUCCAGUUCCUGACCCUCAUGCUACGCCUAUUCAAAACCUUCCGCUUGAUCCGACUCCGCAACCCCGGGUAACUCAACGCAAACGUCCUCGCGCAUCCGAUUUUGAUGAAAUCAAUAAUUUCUCGAGUAGAUGUCUUAGUCAUGGGGCAGGGAGUGCGGCUCCCGAGGAUAGGCUGGUGAUAGACAUCAGUGACGAUGAGUUUUAUGGAGAAAACGAAGACAAUGCGAUGGAUGUCGAAGAACACCAACCACUUGGAACCAUUUCAUCGUCCACCGACUUUCCUACGUCUCUCACCCCUCGAAAUAACGACCAGGAACACCUUCGCCAAAAAGAUAUGGAGAUACAAGAAAUGCACCGCAAGAUUGCGGAACUUGAGCAACGAAAAAAAGCUAAACUGGUUUCUAAUCACUCUCAGUCUCCUCGUGCUACCAAUGCCUCCUCUUUACCCGUCGCAGAAAAUUCGAUUGAUGCGGACCUCGAAUCUGACAAUAUCACUCCAGCGGAGCCAGCGAUUACGAAUGGAUACAAUGGCGAUGGGGCAGAACAAGCGACUUCUAGGUCAAAUGGACCCGUCGCUGUCCCGCAAACGAAACCCCUCGCUUCGAUGGACUCAACAGAGCUGCAAACGAUACGAUCUAAAAUUCUUCGCAAACAAAAACUUGAAUCAGGCCUUCCCGAAUUGGACGCUGAAAUAGCGAGUUCUGAGGCAAAGUUAUUUUUGGUAAAGCAGGAGGAAGAUAAUAUACUCUCGGCCAUUGCGAUGGGUAAGCAGGGACGUAGACAGCUUGUACGCGAGUUGGAAGAGUUGGGCAUUGAAAUCAAUGGCUUGACGCUCGAUGAGCUUGACGCAGCUCAACGCAAAUUGGAAAGCGACCAAGCAGCAUUUCCUGCGGAAACAGCAUCGCCAUUGGCACCGACUGCAAAUGAGGAUGAUUUUCCCAUGGCAGAUAUUCCUUUGCCUACGGAGACGGGCCGAGAAAAAUCUGUUGAAGUAAGUCCGGUCGGGCAAGAACCACAGACGGAACCAGACCAUGGUCCGACCCUUUCUGGCGAUCUUGAACAAAGAGCAUCGCAUGCGUAUUCCUCUGAUUCUACAGGGUCGUCGAUGGAUGAGUCUACGGAUACCUCUAGUGUCAGCUCCGACUCCGAUAGUGAAGGGGAAUCAGACGAUGAGGACGUGCGCAGCCUUGGGCGUGAUUUGGCUGAAGAUGCGGAGAGGCCCGCCGGGGAUGACGAAACACAAAAAGAGACUGGCACAGAAAGCCACUCACCUUUAUCUAAACAUGCGCCAGCUCCCGAUGACGGCUCGUCGGGGGAAGAAUCUUACGAGCCUGGUGAUGUUGACGGAGAUGACCGCAUGUCUUCUGCCGAAUCAGAGGGGUAUGAACCACCAGAGCCAGAGCAGGAUUUAGGCUCAGUGGAAUCUGAGUAUACGCCGCCCCCUAUUAACGGGGAAGAGCCCGAAGUGUCUCCUGGCCCUCUUCCUGAUCAGUCUCACGCUGAGCCACUGACGGGAGAUGUCCAGGAAGUGAGAGUGGACUCAGGCCAUGUGCAGAAUGCCCCGAAAGUCCAGGUCCCUGUCCAUAAAUUCACGCCUUACAAAAGCCCGCUCAGGCAUUUCAAAUCCUAUCGCUAUCACCCCAACUACUCUGACCUUGUUUCAGAAGGUUAUCGUUCUCUAACGUACAGCCAUAAUAUUGAUUCCAUGAAACACCUGUGUCCUUUCCAAUCGGCGGGCGGCAUCUGCAAUGACCGUUCUUGCGAAUAUCAACAUUUUGAUGACAUGAAACUAAGCGAUGACAAGAUCCUGGUACAGAUGGGGUCUCUCCGGGAAGGCAAAACCCCAGAGGAGAAAGACCAGUACAUUGCUGGCCUGAAGCAAAUCAUCAAUGAUAUGCGGCGUGACAAGGUGAAAGAUUUCAACACCGUUGCGACAGAAAUUGCCGCAUACCGUAGACGCUUCCUGCACGAUCCAACGCGGGUCCUGCCCUUGUAA
This is a messenger RNA of Aspergillus chevalieri, 3546 nucleotides long. RefSeq lists its product as uncharacterized. The transcript is spliced from 5 exons. NCBI's taxonomy places the organism in Eukaryota, Fungi, Ascomycota, Eurotiomycetes, Eurotiales, Aspergillaceae. The record is from RefSeq and is a predicted model, not a curated record. The coding region runs from base 1 to 3546 and encodes 1181 amino acids. Gene Ontology annotation, cellular component: nucleus; exosome (RNase complex).